AUGCAAGGACAGACAAAAAUCCAAGAAAGAUUGAGAGGAAUUCAAUCACUCAUUCAUGAUAUUGAAGAAGUGAGGAGUGCAGGAGAAGUGACAAUUGGUAAAUUAUCGCAUUCACCAAAUCAAACGGACAUAAUAAAACAAGCGAUGCAAGAAGCCGAAAAAGAAGAACGUUUGAUAAGACAAGCGCUUGCUAAGAUCCAUGAAAUUCACAGCAUUCGUAAUGAAAGUAGAAUUCAAGCAAGGAAUUCAGGUCAAAAGGAAAUGCUGAGAAAAGGGCAAUUAAUGAAAAUUCUUCAAAUCUCAGCAUCGACACUUCCUUUAUUUAUUUCAAAGCCUGGUGAAAAGAUUCCACCUUUAGUUGGCUGUAUACCUGCGAGCCCAGAUUACACAGCGAAACCAGGGGAUAUGGUUGCAGCUUUAACGAAAGUGUCAGCUAUGGAUAAAGGCGGAAGUGAUGAGGAAAACUGGAUAAUGGCUGAAGUUAUCAGUUAUGCUCAUCACACUCAAAAAUACGAAGUUCACGAUAUCGAUGAGGAACAAAAACCACGGCAUAUUUUGAGUAAACGAAGAAUUAUUCCACUGCCAUUAUUUCGUGCAAAUCCAGAGACAGACGCCCACGCUCUCUUCCCUAAAGGAACCGUAGUCAUGGCACUUUACCCACAAACCACUUGCUUCUACAAAGCAAUCAUCAAUGAACUUCCAGCUACAGCUAAACAAGAUUACGAAGUUCUCUUCGAAGAUUCAACUUACUCGAAUGGAUAUUCCGAUCCAAUGUACGUCGCUCAACGUUAUGUCAUCUCAAUUAAACAGAAGAAAUCGUCUUGA
Messenger RNA from Clunio marinus, 825 nucleotides. NCBI's taxonomy places the organism in Eukaryota, Metazoa, Arthropoda, Insecta, Diptera, Chironomidae. The record is from the annotation of a GenBank genome assembly.